GAAUCGGCUCUGACGCUCUGCGUCCAUGGGAUCAACUCCAUCGCCGAGAUCUGUAGGAUCCGAAACUACAAGCUCUUUUCAAGCUCGGAAGAAAUAUUAUCAAACAAUUUACAUUGCCUGCUGAUAGGUAUGAUCAAUGUAAUUGAGGGAUAUGAAAGACGAUAUGCUCGAACCGGACUGCAUCUUGAUUUGCACAUGGAUAAUCUGCUCUUACAGAGUCGCUACGCACCUUUGGUUCAAAACUCGAUCGAAUACGUCGUUAACCUUUGUGGUGGAUCGACGAGAGUGCGCCUAGCCAAGAGUGUGGUUGAUGUCAUCACCUCUCGUGUGCUAGCUGUGCCUUCGUCAAUUACAUCGAACCUACUCUUUCACGGAGCGAUGACUAAGAGCCAGGAAUUCGGU
Messenger RNA from Striga asiatica, 402 nucleotides. NCBI's taxonomy places the organism in Eukaryota, Viridiplantae, Streptophyta, Magnoliopsida, Lamiales, Orobanchaceae. The record is from the annotation of a GenBank genome assembly.